AUGUCGCAGAACGAGAAAUUAUUUUCUAUAUGGUUCUCAGCAUUUGGUUCAGCAAGACACAAGCUUCUUGCUAUUAGACAAGAAGGAAGUGAGGAAGUAAAACGAAAGGGAAUUAUUAUUGACAGAAAUAUACUACGUAAUACUUAUCUUAAAUUCUGUGAAGAAGAACCAAAAGUUUCGGUUAAUCACCGUUUGAUCGACGGAAAAAUCGAAGCUUACGAAAUGCCUCUCGACCCUCACGGACUGGUACAUGGAGAAUUGAAUCUUAUAAUGGGAAACUGGAGUAGACAAAGUGUCUGUCGUCCUGAUAUUUGUGUUCGACCAUUGAAUCGCCAUCAACCUCAAUCCUUACGAGCAGUCAAUUCAUCAGGAAAUCCAUACCCUACUCUGGUGGUUGAGAUUGGCAAUACUGAAACCAUUAAGUUGUACCCAACUCGCCAGGAUGGUACUUUUGCGCUUCUUGCACUACUUUACUUACGUAACAAUCAAAAUCCAACAAUACUUGUAAUUGCGAAGUCUUUCGGAACAGCACCUCUUAGUGAUAUCUCGCGAACAUAUCUUCUAAAUACUAUACGCGUUCCAGCCAAUAUGAUUACUGGUGUCGAUGACGAUUUUGGCGGGAUUCGUUGUGAUCAUGCCAAUAUGCCAGAAUAUCAAAUUUAUAUUCCUACCAUAUUACUUUUUAACGAUGUUCCUGGCUGUGUUCCCGGUGAUGUACCCAAUAACUUUAUUAUAGAUCUAUGGAGAUUGCAAGAUGCAAUUCUUACAAUAUCAUGA
Molecule: messenger RNA, 777 nt
Organism: Ambispora gerdemannii
Lineage: Eukaryota; Fungi; Glomeromycota; Glomeromycetes; Archaeosporales; Ambisporaceae
Source: the annotation of a GenBank genome assembly